Knipowitschia caucasica is the source of this 981-nucleotide messenger RNA. NCBI's taxonomy places the organism in Eukaryota, Metazoa, Chordata, Actinopteri, Gobiiformes, Gobiidae. The record is from the annotation of a GenBank genome assembly.
AUGAAGUUUUGUCCCACAGACUUGUCCAAAGUCUACACGGCCUCUGGAGACGGGACGGUGACUCUGCAGAGCUUUGAGGGCCUCCCCAGCUCCGUACUGUUUGGGUCCUCGGACUGUCUCCACCAGAAUCACAACGUCUGUUUCUGGUAUUGUUGUCUGGAUGUGUCCGUGAGCCGUCAGAUGUUAGCAACUGGAGACAAUGUGGGGAAUCUGUUUCUGCUGAGUUUGGACGGACAGAAGAUUUUUGGAGAGAAACUGCACAAGGCCAAAGUGACGCAUGCCGAGUUCAACCCGCGCUGUGAUUGGCUGAUGGCGACCUCGUCCGUGGACCACACCGUCAAACUGUGGGACCUCAGGAACCUCAAAGACAAAUCCAGCUUCCUCCACGACCUCCCACACGAGAAGGCUGUCAACGCAGCGUUCUUUAACCCGGUGGACUGCUCGAAGCUGCUGACCACAGACCAGUUUGACCAAAUCCGGAUUUACGCCUCGUCUGAUUGGACGACGCCUCAACAUGUGAUCCAGCAUCCGCACCGACAGUUCCAGCACCUCACUCCCAUCAAGGCGACAUGGCACCCCACCUAUGACCUGGUGGUCGCGGGUCGAUACCCGGACGCUCGAGUUUGUCCCGGAGACUUGAGGACCAUCGACAUCUACGACUCCAACUCUGCAGAGCUGGUGUUUCAGCUGCAGGACCCGUCUGUCCCCGGGAUCAAGUCUGUCAACAAGUUCAACCCAGUGGGAGACGUCGUUGGGUCUGGGAUGGGUUCCACGGUGCUGAUCUGGGACCGGGACGAGGCUCUGGUCAGCGAUCGACACAAACAAACAGAGGAAAGUUCUGCUCCCGUGGAUUUACUGAGAGGACGGCGGCGGGCGCAGCCUCGCUCCCGGGACAGAGCGCCCCCUAUGGACAAACACUUGGUGAAGAAACUGCUGUCUCUGGAGGAAGCUCAGACCAAAACCAAGAGUAAACGGAAGUAA